AUGGGCCGGCCUCCAAAACCAAAACAGAACCCCGUCCAGGCCGCCGUCAGCUCAUGGCUAGACUUCCUCCCAACCGACCUCAUCGACCUUGUCACCAGCACCACUACCAAUGACGCCAAUGACAUAAAACAAACCCUCCUCUCUGGUGCCCCAAAACGCUGGGUUGUCUACGAGCCCAUGGUCCUACUACCCAGCGGUAGUUUCAGCAACCACCCAUGGCCCACUCUAUUGUCGACAGCCACGUCCGCUCAGAAAGACGAGCUUUGGACGGCCAUCCUCCGUGGGAUAUCACCGCCCGCUCCGAAACCGCCAUUAACCCACCUAGCAGUGAACGAGGGUAUCCCCUUGCAUAACAACACCUUCGGUACCAGCAAUGACGACAACAAUGAAUUAAUCGCAAACCAACAACACCAAGAAACGGAAAACCUUCUUCGGUCCCCAACCAACCUCCACCCCCUCUACGGCUCCUUCGGCCCCCUUACCACAUCUUCACCGUCAUCAUCAACAACAACAACCCACCCCUCCGACCCCAACUUCAACGCCACCCUCUGGGUCUCCGCCAAACAAAACGGCCUCAUCCAAACCUGGACCCCCCUCCACACCAUGUUCAGCCGGGGUAACAUCAAAGAAAAAGCCCGACUCCUGUCCUUCCAUCAGAACACCGCCACUACUACUAAAACCACCGCCGCCGCCGCCACCAACACUGCCCUCCGCGGCAAAUACGCCAUCGACCUCUACGCCGGCAUCGGCUACUUCGUCUUCUCCUACGCGGCCCUCGGCCUGCGAGUGCUUUGCUGGGAACUCAACGCGUGGAGCGUGGAAGGGCUGAGACGCGGUGCAGAGGCGAAUGGGUUUUCGGUGCGGGUUGUUUCACCUCCAUCUUCUUCACCUUCACUAGUGGAUCGUCCAAGUCCAAGUGAGGGGGAGGAUAGCAAUGGGGAUAGGAAAGAAUUAGCCGAGGUUGGGGGAGGGGAUGAAGUGGACAUGGCCGCGAUCCUGGCAGGGCCAGAGCAGAUAAUUGUGUUUCUUGAGGAUAAUCGGCGUGCGUUGGAGAGGAUACGCCCGUUUCUUGGUGGCCAGGAUCAUCACGGCGGUUAUGCGCCUGGAGGCACCAUAGAGGUUGUCCACGUCAAUUGUGGUUUUCUACCCACCAGCCAACCUGUAUGGCAUGAUGCAUGGGAAAUGGCUACUGUUAGUCAUACAAGUGGUGGGAGGUUGUCGUCGACGACACUGCCCGGGAGUUGGCUACAUCUCCACGAGAAUGUUGGGGUGGCAGACAUCGAAAAGAGGAAGAGGGAGCUACAAGUGUUAUUUGAUUCGUGGGCUGGAGAGCAGCGAGAAAGUGCGCAGCAGGGAAGCAAGGCUUUGGUGGAACAUGUCGAGCUGGUCAAGACGUACGCGCCGGGUGUGUGGCAUUGCGUGUUUGAUGUCCGUAUUGUCGAUCGUGCUAAUAUCGGGGAUUGA
Dichotomopilus funicola is the source of this 1464-nucleotide messenger RNA. RefSeq names its product S-adenosyl-L-methionine-dependent methyltransferase. Gene Ontology annotation, molecular function: tRNA methyltransferase activity; S-adenosylmethionine-dependent methyltransferase activity. Gene Ontology annotation, cellular component: cytoplasm. The coding region runs from base 1 to 1464 and encodes 487 amino acids. Gene Ontology annotation, biological process: wybutosine biosynthetic process; tRNA methylation. The record is from RefSeq and is a predicted model, not a curated record. Lineage: Eukaryota; Fungi; Ascomycota; Sordariomycetes; Sordariales; Chaetomiaceae. The transcript has a single exon.